Prinia subflava (tawny-flanked prinia) is the source of this 10560-nucleotide messenger RNA. RefSeq names its product chromodomain-helicase-DNA-binding protein 1-like. Gene Ontology annotation, biological process: nucleosome organization; regulation of transcription by RNA polymerase II. The record is from RefSeq and is a predicted model, not a curated record. Gene Ontology annotation, molecular function: ATP hydrolysis activity; ATP binding; histone binding. The coding region runs from base 4067 to 9427 and encodes 1786 amino acids. The transcript has 37 exons. NCBI's taxonomy places the organism in Eukaryota, Metazoa, Chordata, Aves, Passeriformes, Cisticolidae. Gene Ontology annotation, cellular component: chromatin; nucleus.
UACUAUACAAUUCCAAUUAUAGAUUCCAAGUCUCCUGCCCACGUGGGCACACAUCUCUUGGUUGGCUAGGUCGCUUGUUCAAGAGGCAGGUGCAUCUCCUUCAGGACAUCUAAUUGGUCAAAUGUCCAUCAUCACUUUGCGCCUUCUGUAUCUAGGGUUUACAUUCCUUGUGGACAGUUUCUCAGGCUCUCUGUUCUCACUUCAGUCCUGUUAUUUUCCCAGUAACCUUGAUGAAUCACUGAGAACCCUGAAAACAAGACUGCAGGUGGCUUGAUAAACUUUCUCAUGAGCAGUUUGGCUGGUGCGUCAAAAUGGCCUGUUACACAGAUACAUUGCUAGAGAGAGGCUUUGGUUGGUGCCUGGCAUCCAGCCAGCAUCAACCCACUACAGUUUUGAAGCUGUUUUCUUGUCUAAACGCCUUCUUAUGCUUUAAAAAAAUAUAUUUCUAAGGGGGGAAAAAAAGUGUAUUGUCUCUAACUCUUGAGAUUUUGAGCUAUUUUCCUAUGAUACUUGAGAGAUGGACUAGAGGAAAUGCUUCAUCUAGCCUCUGCUGCUGCAAUCCAAAAAGGAGAUGGAAUUCCUGUGUAUAACAGCUGAUCCCAACAGCUGGUGGGCUGAAGGAACAGCCACAGGAAACCCCUGCAGCCCUGCUGAGUGGGUAGCAGGUGCCUUGGCUGCACACCUUGCUCACCCUACAGGGAGCAGUCAUGAGAUAAACCCUAAGCCAACAUCUCUGACUGACUAUGACUCAGAUACUGGCUCCUGGCCAACACAUCUUCAGGUAUGAACUGAUUUGACAGCUAAUGUAGCCACCUUGCUCUGGUAUACCCACACAAUGAUUCUCUUCUUUCAAGCCUUUCCUUCCUUCAUGAGCAAACUGUCUAUUCAUGUUAAUCUCAACCUCUUUUAUGCUUGCAGAGUGCUGAAGAAAGUUUCAAGGAUGGUACCAUAUCCUGGUCAGUAAUGACCCCACAAUCCUCCCUACCACAAUGAAGUGUAAUUACUUGUGUCAUAGUUUAACCCCAGAUGUCAACUAAGCACCCUACAGCUUCUUACUCACUCCCCCCCCCCAGUGGAAUUGUUGGGAAAAUCUUUAUUGUAACAGUGUUAAGUCUUGCUGAUGCUGACAUCUCAAGAGACAGAAACAGUUAACGAUUUGUUCAGUUACAGGGAAUAAGAAGGGGGUUAUGAAACAAGGUCCUGUCUAAUUGUUGCAAAAUGUGGAAUAUGUAAAAAAUUCUUAAGGAAAAAUGUUCUUUGAUGUUUAAUCUUUGUAAACUAUCAAGCCUAAUCAACAAGAUGAGAGAUUUAAUCUGUGAAACAGAACACUUUACAAGCUCUAAGUGAUGUCCAGGUGUUAGAAAAACAAAUUAAAGUUUAGGGCUUGAGAUGCUUCAGUGAUCUCAGACCUAGGGGGGAGGCUAACAAAGAUUGGGAAGAAAUGUGGAAUUUAUGGGCUACAUGGACAUUUGGCAGAACUCCCAAGAUAAAGAAGGAACUAAUAAAGCCAACUCAGCAACUGUGCCGAAAUCAGCUCAAACUGGGUAAAAGAUAAUUCCAGCAGGGGGAGAUCACAACCAGCAACCCACAGACCACCAACUCAAAAGAAGAGAGAAACUGAGCAUGUGGAUUAAUUAGCAUGAUAAGCUAGAGAAUCAUUAACCAGUAGAAGAUAGAAUGCUAAUUAAUAAGAGAACUAUGCAACUUAUAGAAAAUGAACACUAAUUCCUUUGUUUGCUAAAAUGUAUAAAUAAUUAAAAGUUUUGAUAGUUGGUGUGCGUGUGUUAGGAGGAGUGAUUCCCCUACACACCUAUCACUGAAAUAAAGUAAUGCCUGCUCUCUGAUACUGAAAUUACAGUUUUAGAGAGUUUGUUUUUUUUUUCCUGAUAUUUUCAGUGAUAGGGUAGGGGAGAGAAUUGGAAAAGUGAGAAAACUCAUAGGUUGAGCUAAAGACAGUUUAAUAUGUAAAGCAAAAGUUGUGCACACAAGCAAAGCAAAACAAGGAAUUCAUUCAGUGGAAGGCAGGUGUUCAUCCAUCUCCAGGAAAGCAGGGCCCCAUCACAUGUAACGGUUUCUUGAGGAAGAUAGAUGCCAUAACUUUGAACAUCCUCCUCUUCCUUCUUCCCUCAGCUUUAUAUGCUGAACAUGAUGUCAUAUGGUCUAGAAUAUCCCUUUGGUCAGUUGGGGUCACCUGUCCCAGCUGUCUCCUCCCAGCUUCUUGUGUACCCCCAGCCUACUCCCUGGUGGGGUGGUGUGAGGAGCAGAAAAGGCCUUGGCUGUGUGUAAGCACUGUUCAGCAAUUAAAAAUAAAAAACCCCUGAAUUCUGAACACUGUUUUCAGAACAAAUGCAAAACAUAGCUUCAUACUAGCUACUAUGAAGAAAAUUACCCCAGCCAAAACCAGCACAAUAUGCAGGAUUCCAAAGAGGACGGAGCAGGUAAAUUACUUCCUCUUUCCAGCACUCUGUAAUUGUGUUGCUCAGAGCUGUCUUUUACUCAGCAGCCACUACUUUUCUUUUGCUACUCUGGGAACAGGUAGACUCUAGCGGGAGGACUCUAAAUUUUUUUUUCUGAACAUGAGCCACCUUAAACAAAUAGCUUUCUCAAUAAUCACUUCAAAACAAUUUGGGUUAGAUAUCAAGAGAAAGAAAGGAGUGCUCUGCCUCCAGCUGGGGGAUGCUUUCCUCAUGGAGGCAAGUGUUUUAUGUGCAGCUGCAUGCCAAGCCUUCCUAAAUAUGCCCUAAUGCCAACUGUGACUGCAUAGGAAGACUAAAAAAAGAAUAUGUGUUUGUUAGGGGGCUCUCAUUUUAGACAGAAAAAACCUAAAACAAACAAACAAACCUCGCACCGCACUAAACAGUAACGCGUGGCUUGUGCCAGGUUCCCUGCUACACUUGAUGGGUCAUGGACGUCCCUCAGGCUGGGCUGCGCCGCGCCCUGCCCCCUCACACAGGAGCUGCAAGCGGGCACCAGGAGCGGCACUGGCCCCAGCGCCCGUUCGCUGCUGCGGCGGGCAGGCGAGCUCCUACUGCCUCCGGCCCCUGCAGUAUCCAACGCAGCUGGGAAGCCGCUUGGGUUCCGCCAUACCCUCCAAGUGGCCCUUCCUGCCGCUAUAUCCCGGCGGCGUUGUCCCCUCCCGGCUGUUGCUCCUCCUCCUCCCCGCUCUGUCCCAGGGCGCAGGACUGACAUCACGCCCAGGGUUUCCAUCCAAUUAAGGGAGGAGGAGGUUGAGCGGAGUGGUAGCGUGAUGGCGGUGGUCGAGAGGACGUAGGAAACGGCGGCGGAGCAACAGAGCACUUACCAGGGUUCUCUCUGCCCGGUUUGGGGCCCUAUUGUUCAAGCCGGUGGGGGCUGCAGGCGAGCUCACUGCGUGGGGCUGUAAAGAGCCGGCGGCCCAGGCCUUGUGGUGGCCCCAGGAGCAGCCUUCGACUCUAGGUUGCAGCACAGAUCUCUUUGUGGAGUGUAGCGCCGUCUCGGAUCAGGGCAGACCUAGGAAAGUCGGGCCGAGUACACAGACGCAGGUAGGCAGAGGCUUGCCAUGGCUCCUUUCUCUUUCCCUGGUUCCGGAGUUGCGUGGUGGUUGUCGCUUUCAAAGAUGUAUGGAGAGGCGACUGGCGCUGAGAAGGAGUUGGAUGCCUAGCGUGCCGCUGAGCUCCUGUAGUCGGUCGUUGUUUUCUGAAGAGGGAGGGAGCUGUGAGAAUUGAGGUGGGCAGUCGGGGUUGAGCCUCUUUGGCUGGGUCCAGCGGGGUCUGUGACGAACUGGCUGGGAGGCCUUCGCUCUUCUCUGGCCAUGGGGGGGCGCUGGGAGAAGCGAACACAGGACAGCGGCCGCCUCGGCAAUACUUCCCGGGAGCCUUGACCAGGAGCCGCGCCUGUGCAGGUCGCGCCACCAGAAGAGGGCCAUUUUCGGGGGCGGGAGGUGAACUCGCGAGAGGCAAUUUUGGAAAAAUCUUGCAGAGAACAGUUGAGUCAUCUGGAAAACAGAGUACCAAGAAGUAAUUUCUUGGCAUCUGCCUUCUAACCCGAGUGAACUUCUAUUUAUCUUUUAAACUUCUUAAUAUUUACAAUGAAUGGGCACAGUGAUGAAGAUGUAAGAAACAGUAGUGGCGAGUCAAGCCAGUCAGAUGAUGAUUCUGGGUCAGCAUCAGCUUCUGGAUCCGGUUCAAGCUCUGGAAGCAGUAGUGAUGGAAGUAGCAUUCAAUCAGGUAGCAGUGACUCUGAGUCUGGUUCAGAGUAUGACACAUCUAGAGAGAAGAAACAAGUUCAAGCUAAACUACCACCAAAACUUGAUGGAUCUGAGUUUUGGAAGUCCAGUCCAAGUAUACUUGCUGUGCAGAGAUCAGCAGUGCUCAAGAAGCAACAACAGCAGAAGGCAGUCUCAUCAGACAGUGGUUCAGAAGAGGAUUCAUCGAACAGUGAAGAUUCUGCAGAUGACUCUUCCAGUGAAGCCAAAAUGAAAAAACAUAAAGAUGAAGACUGGCAAAUGUCUGGGUCAGGGUCAGUAUCAGGAACUAGUUCUGAUUCUGAAUCAGAGGAAGAUAGAGAGAAAAGCAGUUGUGAAGACAGUGAAUCUGACUAUGAGCCAGAAAACAAAGUCAAAAGCCGGAAACCUCCAAGCAGAAUUGAGCCAAAAAGUGGCAAAAGGAUUGCAGGACAGAAAAAGAGGCAGCUUGAUUCUUCGGACAAUGAUGACUAUGACAAGAGAGGAUCUCGUCGCCAGGCAACAGUCAAUGUUAGUUACAAAGAAACUGAAGAAACCAAGACAGAUUCUGAUGACUUGUUGGAAGUUUGUGGAGAAGAUGUCCCACAGCCUGAAGAAGAUGAAUUUGAAACUAUAGAGAAGUUUAUGGAUAGUCGAAUUGGCCGAAAAGGAGCCACUGGUGCUGCAACCACCAUCUAUGCAGUUGAGGCAGAUGGUGACCCAAAUACUGGGUUUGAAAAGUCAAAGGAGCCAGGAGAAAUACAGUAUCUUAUUAAAUGGAAAGGCUGGUCACACAUCCAUAAUACGUGGGAAACUGAGGAAACACUGAAGCAACAAAAUGUUAAAGGAAUGAAGAAACUGGACAACUACAAGAAAAAGGAUCAGGAAACAAAACGCUGGUUGAAAAAUGCUUCUCCAGAAGAUGUGGAAUAUUAUAACUGCCAGCAGGAACUUACAGAUGAUCUACAUAAACAGUAUCAAAUAGUGGAGAGGAUAAUUGCUCAUUCAAAUCAGAAAUCAGCAGCUGGUUAUCCAGAUUACUAUUGCAAAUGGCAAGGUCUGCCUUACUCAGAAUGUAGCUGGGAAGAUGGUGCUCUCAUUGCCAAAAAAUUUCAGACAUGUAUUGAUGAGUAUUUUAGCAGAAACCAAUCCAAGACUACUCCAUUUAAGGACUGCAAGAUUCUAAAACAGAGGCCAAGGUUUGUUGCACUAAAGAAGCAACCAUCUUAUAUUGGAGGACAUGAAGGUUUAGAGUUAAGAGAUUAUCAGUUAAAUGGACUGAACUGGCUUGCCCACUCAUGGUGCAAAGGGAAUAGUUGUAUUCUUGCAGAUGAAAUGGGUCUGGGUAAAACAAUACAAACAAUUUCUUUUCUGAACUACCUGUUUCACGAACAUCAACUGUAUGGGCCUUUCUUGCUAGUCGUGCCACUUUCUACCUUGACAUCUUGGCAAAGAGAGAUUCAAACUUGGGCUCCUCAGAUGAAUGCUGUGGUUUACUUAGGAGAUAUAACUAGCAGAAAUAUGAUAAGAACUCAUGAAUGGAUGCAUCCACAGACCAAGCGAUUAAAAUUUAAUAUACUUCUAACAACUUAUGAAAUUUUGCUGAAGGAUAAGUCAUUCCUUGGUGGUCUGAAUUGGGUAUUUAUAGGAGUUGAUGAAGCUCAUCGUUUAAAAAAUGACGAUUCCCUUCUGUACAAGACUUUAAUAGACUUUAAGUCUAAUCAUCGUCUUCUUAUUACUGGAACCCCUCUGCAAAACUCCCUUAAAGAGCUUUGGUCUUUGCUGCACUUCAUCAUGCCAGAAAAGUUUUCUUCCUGGGAAGAUUUUGAGGAGGAGCAUGGCAAAGGGAGAGAGUUCGGUUAUGCAAGUCUUCACAAAGAACUUGAACCAUUUUUACUCAGAAGAGUUAAAAAAGAUGUAGAAAAGUCUUUACCUGCUAAGGUUGAACAAAUUUUGAGGAUGGAAAUGAGUGCAUUGCAGAAGCAAUAUUACAAGUGGAUUUUAACCAGGAACUAUAAAGCCCUGAGUAAAGGUUCAAAAGGCAGUACCUCAGGCUUUUUGAACAUUAUGAUGGAACUGAAGAAGUGCUGUAACCAUUGCUACCUCAUUAAACCACCAGAUGAUAAUGAAUUCUGUAAUAAACAGGAAGCCUUACAGCAUUUAAUACGUAGCAGUGGAAAACUAAUCCUUCUUGACAAGCUACUGAUUCGUCUACGAGAACGUGGUAACAGAGUACUGAUUUUCUCUCAGAUGGUGAGGAUGCUAGACAUCCUAGCAGAGUAUUUGAAGUAUCGUCAGUUUCCCUUUCAGAGACUUGAUGGAUCAAUAAAAGGGGAAUUGAGGAAACAAGCCUUGGAUCAUUUUAAUGCAGAAGGAUCAGAGGACUUCUGCUUUUUGCUGUCCACCAGAGCUGGAGGAUUAGGUAUAAACUUAGCAUCUGCUGACACUGUGGUUAUAUUUGAUUCUGAUUGGAAUCCACAGAAUGAUCUGCAGGCGCAGGCUAGAGCUCAUAGGAUUGGACAGAAGAAACAGGUUAAUAUUUAUCGACUAGUCACAAAAGCAUCAGUAGAAGAAGAUAUUCUUGAAAGAGCCAAGAAAAAGAUGGUGUUAGAUCACUUAGUAAUUCAGAGAAUGGACACUACGGGGAAAACUGUACUACAUACAGGCUCUACUCCCUCGAGCUCAACACCUUUUAAUAAGGAAGAGUUAUCAGCAAUUUUGAAGUUUGGUGCUGAGGAACUUUUUAAAGAACCUGAAGGGGAAGAAGAGGAGCCCCAGGAAAUGGAUAUAGAUGAAAUCCUGAAGAGGGCUGAAACUCGAGAAAAUGAACCAGGUCCACUGACUGUAGGAGAUGAGUUGCUUUCACAGUUCAAGGUGGCUAACUUUUCAAAUAUGGAUGAAGAUGACAUUGAGUUGGAACCAGAACAAAAUUUAAGAAACUGGGAAGAAAUCAUUCCAGAAGUCCAGCGGCGACGAAUAGAAGAGGAGGAAAGACAAAAAGAACUUGAAGAAAUAUAUAUGCUGCCAAGGAUGAGAAACUGUGCAAAACAGAUCAGCUUUAAUGGAAGUGAAGGGAAACGCAGUAGGAGGAGAAGAUAUUCUGGAUCUGAUAGUGACUCAGUCUCAGAAAGAAAACGACCAAAAAAACGUGGAAGACCACGAACUAUUCCUCGAGAAAAUAUUAAAGGAUUUAGUGAUGCAGAGAUUAGGCGGUUUAUAAAGAGUUACAAGAAAUUUGGUGGCCCACUUGAAAGGUUAGAUGCUAUAGCUAGAGAUGCUGAGCUAGUUGAUAAAUCUGAGAUAGACCUUAGACGUCUGGGAGAACUUGUACAUAAUGGAUGCAUUAAGGCUUUAAAGGACAAUUCCUUUGGCCAAGAAAGAGCAGGAGGUAGAUUUGGGAAAGUUAAAGGCCCAACAUUCCGAAUAUCAGGAGUACAAGUGAAUGCAAAGCUAGUUAUUUCUCAUGAAGAAGAGUUGGCACCAUUGCACAGAUCCAUUCCUGCAGAUCCAGAAGAAAGGAAAAGAUAUGUCAUCCCAUGCCACACCAAGGCAGCUCAUUUUGAUAUAGAUUGGGGUAAGGAAGAUGAUUCCAAUCUGUUAAUAGGUAUCUACGAAUAUGGCUAUGGCAGCUGGGAAAUGAUAAAAAUGGAUCCUGAUCUCAGUUUGACACAGAAGAUUUUACCUGAUGACCCAGAUAAGAAACCACAGGCAAAGCAGUUGCAGACCCGUGCAGAUUACCUCAUUAAAUUACUGAAUAAAGACCUUGCAAGAAAAGAAGUGCAAAGACUUACUGGUGCAGGCAAUUCAAAGAGGAAGAAAGCAAGAAGUAAGAAGAAUAGAGCAACAAAGGCUGCAAAAAUUAAAGAAGAAAUAAAAAGUGACUCAUCACCACCCUCAGAAAAAUCUGAUGAUGAUGAGUAUAAUGAGGACAAGAUUGUUUCAGUGAAAUGUCCACAUAAAAAAAUAAAAGCAGAAGAAAAUGAAGAAAAGCCUGAGCCAGAUAUUGGUAUAAAGAUGGAAGCUCUAGAAAAAAGAGAGACAAGAGAAAAAGAAAAUAAGAGGCAUUUAAAAAGAGAGAAAAAAGAAAAAGAAGAUAAGAAAGAAUUAAAAAAUAUUAAAGAAAAGAGAGAAAACAAACUAAAAGAAUCCAUGCAGAAAGAAAAAGAAGUAAAGGAAGAAAAGGCAAAUGAACUCAAAUCUGAAAAUAAAGAAAAAAAUAAAAAAGUUUCAUUGUUGGAUAUUCCAGUUCAUAUUACUGCAACUAGUGAAACAGUUCCAAUAUCAGAAGAAUCUGAAGAACUGGAUCAGAGGACAUUUGGUGUGUGCAAAGAAAGAAUGAGGCCUGUUAAAGCAGCAUUGAAACAAUUGGAUAGACCAGAGAAAGGCCUUUCUGAAAGGGAACAGCUGGAGCAUACUAGACAGUGCCUAAUCAAAAUUGGGGACCACAUUACUGAAUGUCUAAAGGAGUACACAAAUCCUGAACAAAUUAAACAGUGGAGAAAAAACUUGUGGAUUUUUGUCUCUAAGUUUACAGAAUUUGAUGCCAGAAAGCUGCACAAGCUGUAUAAACAUGCAAUCAAAAAACGCCAAGAAUCUCAGCACCACAGUGACCAGAAUAUUAGCAACAAUCUGAAUACACAUGUAAUUAGAAAUCCAGAUGUUGAAAGACUGAAGGAGAAUACAAACCAUGAUGACAGUAGCAGGGACAGUUCUGAUAGACAUUUGUCUCAGUACUAUGAUCAUCAUAAGGACAGACAUCAGGAAGAUGCUUAUAAUAAAAAUGACUUGAGGAAAAGGACCUAUUCAGCCUUCAGCAAUGGAAAAGACCACAGAGACUGGAAUCACUAUAAACAAGACAGCAGAUACUAUAGUGAUGGUAAACGUAGAAAGCUGGAUGACCACAGGAGCAGAGAUCACAGGUCAAACCUGGAAGGAAGUUUUAAAGACAGUCGACCUCAUUCAAAUCACCGUUCCCAUUCAGACCACAGGAUACAUUCAGAUCACCGUUCCACUUCAGAGUAUAUCCAUCAUAAAUCUUCCAGAGAUUAUAGGUACCACUCAGACUGGCAAAUAGACCACAGAGCUUCUGGUAGUGGCCCAAGGUCACCAUUAGAUCAGAGGUCUCCUUAUGGGUCAAGAUCUCCUAUAGGACACAGAUCUCCAUUUGAACACUCAUCAGAUCACAAAAGUACACCUGAACAUACAUGGAGUAGCCAGAAAACAUAACAAAGACUGACAUUUUCUGGACCACCUUUUAGCCAUAUACAGUAAACUAACACAGUAAUUGCCUUAUGUGACUUGAAAGAUAUGGACUGGAUAUUGUUAGUCAUGGUAUUCUUUCCAGGAUGCAAGGUCUAUUAUCCCAACAAUAGAAAAAUAUUUUUGUAUUUAAAAUUUCUGCUGCACUGUGCUGCAAAUGUUGUGGCAGGUGUUUUUGGGGUUUUUUUUUUCUCUCUUUAAGAAAUGGAAAAUGUUUACUUUUACAGGGACCUCAACACUACCCCAUUCAGACUGAAUCUCAUAAAACUGGUUUUAGGGUGAACACAACUGAAAUUAUGUUUGCAAAGGAGUUUUUAAACACAGACCUAUGAUCAUGUUUCAGGGAGAAAUGAGGAGGGGUUUUUUUUGUUUUCUUAGUAAAGAAUUCUCAAGGACAUUUGUUCACUUUUCAAAGCUAUUUAUUUACAUUGUAUACUGCAAUCACCUUGCCUCUUUUCAUCACAAGCUUGAAUAUUUAAGUUCUGUACCCAUAAUUGUAAAAUAGCCAGCAUUUCUCCUGUUUGUGGUCAGUUGUAAUAAUGUCUUUUUUCAAAAUAAAAGAAAUCACUGAAAGUUAUUGCAAACUAAUUAAAUGUGAUUUUUUUUUGCGUGUUCCUUUCCCUACCUACUCAGUCAUCCUUGACACAGAGUCAAUAUACUAACACUUUUUAAUAAAAAUAUUUUUAUGAAAUCACUGUUCAGAAUGCAAAAAUGGAGACGGGAACCUUUUAAUUCCAUUUAGUGCCUUUUUUUAUUGGAUGCUUCAGAUACAUAUUUUGGUUUUGUUUUUCUAUUAAACUGACAAUAUUGUGAUUUGUUGUAAUGAAAUGGGAAAUAUUCAGCUAAACUGUGGUCUGGAAAGUUUUUCAGUCUAUAGGUUUUAAAGAAGGCGUGUUCACUAUCUGAACACUUGAAUCCAAAUCAGACAAAAUUUAUUGGAAAUUUAUUGGUUUUCCUCUUGAAAUGGGCAAUACUGUCAAACGUGCUAUGCAGCCAGUUAAUAUUUUAGAUUUGAAUUACUUUCUAUUGCAAGAAUUAUUACACACUGAUUGUAUAUAGAUAACUUCUGUUCGACAAAUUAAAUUUAAAAUUAAAUGUGA